Messenger RNA from Corythoichthys intestinalis (scribbled pipefish), 1727 nucleotides. It is a transcript of the gene eed, whose product is annotated as embryonic ectoderm development. Gene Ontology annotation, biological process: heterochromatin formation; negative regulation of transcription by RNA polymerase II. NCBI's taxonomy places the organism in Eukaryota, Metazoa, Chordata, Actinopteri, Syngnathiformes, Syngnathidae. The transcript has 13 exons. Gene Ontology annotation, molecular function: nucleosome binding; protein binding. Gene Ontology annotation, cellular component: ESC/E(Z) complex. Bases 46 to 1407 code for a protein of 453 amino acids. The record is from RefSeq and is a predicted model, not a curated record.
GCGGGGACUGAGGCCGCCGAGCGGAAAAGGCGGAGUUGCAGUAACAUGAGGGAAAAUAAGAACAUGUCUGAGUCCCUCUUUCAAGCGGGAAAAGAAGUACCGGUCAAGAAACACAAGCUAAGCAGUGAUGAGAACAGUAACCCAGAUUUGUCAGGGGACGAGAACGAUGAUGCUGUCAGCGUUGAAAGUGGCACCAACGCAGAGCGCCCUGACACGCCCACCAACACCUCCAACGCCCCAGGCAGGAAGAGCUGGGGCAAGGGCAAAUGGAAGUCCAAAAAAUGCAGAUACUCUUUCAAAUGUGUCAACAGCCUACGAGAAGACCAUGGCCAACCUUUGUUUGGAGUGCAGUUCAAUUGGCACAGUAAGGAGGGAGACCCGCUGGUGUUUGCCACAGUUGGGAGCAACAGGAUGAAUGCAUUCGCCAGCAUAUUGAAUUUGGUUACGCUUUAUGAAUGUCACUCUCAAGGAGAAAUCAGACUCCUUCAGUCUUAUGUUGAUGCUGAUGCCGAUGAGAACUUCUACACAUGUGCGUGGACCUACGACACCAACACCAGUCACCCCCUGUUGGCUGUAGCCGGGUCGCGAGGAAUAAUUCGAAUUAUUAACCACAUCACGAUGCAGUGCAUCAAGCAUUAUGUAGGUCAUGGAAAUGCAAUUAAUGAGCUGAAGUUUCACCCUCGGGACCCAAAUCUUCUCUUGUCAGUCAGCAAAGAUCAUGCCCUUCGUCUUUGGAACAUACAGACGGACACAUUAGUGGCCAUAUUUGGUGGAGUGGAAGGUCACAGAGAUGAAGUCUUGAGUGCUGAUUUUGACCUCCUGGGUGAAAAAAUAAUGUCAUGUGGGAUGGACCACUCACUUAAACUUUGGCGAAUUAACUCUGAGAGAAUGCAAAAGGCCAUCCGCGGAUCGUAUGAAUACAACCCCUCAAAGACAAAUAGGCCUUUCGUGUCACAGAAAAUCCACUUUCCCGACUUUUCCACAAGAGACAUCCACAGAAAUUAUGUAGACUGUGUGCGGUGGCUAGGGGACCUCAUUCUUUCAAAGUCGUGUGAAAAUGCCAUUGUGUGCUGGAAACCAGGAAAAAUGGAGGAUGAUAUUGAUCACAUCAAACCAAAUGAAUCAAAUGUCACCAUCCUCGGACGUUUCGAUUACAGCCAGUGUGACAUCUGGUACAUGCGUUUCUCCAUGGACUUCUGGCAGAAGAUGUUGGCCUUAGGUAACCAGGUGGGAAAGCUCUAUGUUUGGGACCUCGAAGUGGAGGAUCCACACAAAGCCAAAUCUACCACGCUCACACUCCCCAAAUGCACAUCAGCCAUCCGUCAAACCAGCUUCAGCCGCGACAGCAGUAUUUUGAUUGCUGUGUGUGACGACGCCUCUAUCUGGCGCUGGGACCGGCAACGCUGAAUUGUUCCAAACCAUGUCAACUGUUUCUAAGUUUUUUCAAUGCAAUUUUGUUUUGUAUGAAGUAUAAACAUUUUACUACAUUCCUUUCAAAUGUUUUUAAGUGUCAGCUUUUCACAACUUGACAUGAUUGAAAAAAAUGUUCCCUGAAUCACCACGAUGAGUAAUUAGGAGAGAUUAAAUGUUAUUCAGGUAGAAACUUUUCGAGUAGUUGCCCUCUAAUAAUUACAUUGGAAAAUAUUUUCCUCUGUAGGGUGCUUGUAUUUGAGUAUACUGUAUGUGGACUUGAAUAAACUUAUUUUUAUACACAAUUUGGAAUAUUU